AUGAAUAAUCGUCGACAACGAAUUCAAUUUCUUUUUAUUACUUUAUUAAUACUUGUAAUAAAUGUUGAAAGUCGAGCUUUUGAUGGCAGUGAUAAUAAUUUAAAGAAUCCUACCUCUGGUAUUCCAUCACAAAGUUUCCAAAGAAAUUAUCCUCCUCAAGCAUUGUUUGGAGCAGAUGGAGAUUCAAUGAUAAAAUCACCUUCUGAUAUAGUUUUCGCUGACCCAACACAACCAAUACCAAAAUGUACAGGCUUACUUCCGGUUGAUACUUAUCCAAUGCCAAGAUGUGUAUCAAAUAUCCUCACUAAUUAUAAUUUACAACCUUAUAAUUUUAGCCAAAUAUCAGAUUAUCGAUCUAAAAGACAAACAAGCCAUUUGAUUACUUUUUUUGCACAAUUCAUCUCUUUUGAUAUAACUGAUUCAUCAACCAUGAAUCCAUCAAUUCCAAUGUACAUACCAGCUGAUGAUGCAAUUUACAAUUCACCAAAAUCAAUUCCAGGUCAAUUAAGUGCUACAACAAAAUUUUUACCUUUUAACAGAUCAGAUUUUUCUACAGCAGGAACUACAAAACGUAAUGGUAUUAAUAAUGUGACACCAUUUCUGGACUUGAGUCCUUUAUAUGGUAUCAGUAUUGCAGAAUCAAAUAUGCUUCGUGAUCUUGGUAAUAGAGGCAGAAUGAAAACAAAUGGAGGAAGUCCAACCAACUCAUAUCCAAUAAGAAACCAAACAACAGGAAGUUAUAUUAUGGGUACACACUCAACAAGAUCAAAUAAUAUUUUCACUUUAGCAAUUUUGACUAUUUGGUUACGUGAACAUAAUAGAUUGUGUGAUGAAUUGUAUGAUAUACAUGGUGAUACUUGGACUGAUGAUCAAUAUUUUGAAGAAGCUAGGAAAUGGAAUAUUGCAUUUUAUCAAAAAGUAGUAACAGAAGAAUAUCUUGGUGUUGUAUUGGGCCAACCAUUACCGCAAUAUCAAAAAUAUGAUCCAGCCCUAACUCCAGGAAUUGACUUAUUCUUCUCCACUAUAACAUUCAGAUAUGGUCAUACUGAAUUAAGUGAUUAUUAUCAUAUUAAAGAUAAAUAUGGUGAUAUAGUUAAAGAAAUUCCAUUGAGUGAUAUUUUUAAUAUGGAUUUAUUAGAAUCCUUUGAUUUAGUAUAUUUAAUAAGAUCAAUGUCUGUUCAACGCCAAGAAGAAGUUGAUUCGUAUUAUACAGAUUCUACAAGAAAUGUAAUAACACCUGAACCAAACACUUAUGACGUUGGUGCAUUUGAUCUUUUAAGGUCAAGAGAUAGGGGGAUUCAGUUAUAUAACAAUGUUCGUCAAGCAUAUGGUUUGGCAAGAAAGAAAACUUGGGCAGAAAUAACAUCCAUUACAAAGUUGCAAUAUUAUUUAAACCAAUUGUAUCCUAAUGGUCCUGAUUCAUUAGAAGCUUUUGUUGGAGCAAUGGUUGAAGAUCAUUUGGUUGGAUCUAAUUUUGGUGAAUUAUUGAGUACUAGUAUAAAUUCGGAUAGAUUCUGGUGGCAGAAUACUCAGAAUAAUCUGUUUACUGCUGAUGAAAUGGCUGUUAAUAGAAAUACAACUUUCAAGGAUAUAAUCAUUCGUAACCUUCCAGAAGAUGUCAGAACAGCUGUUCCACAGAAUAUUUGGACGGUUCAACCAGUAACAAAAGUUGAUAGUCCACGAUCAUCUGAUUAUCCUGGAGUUAUUGAAUUAUGGACCACUUACCUUGUUAGUUACAAGAUUGUUGGGGAAAAUAUCAAUUUCAAAGUUCAAUUGGAAACCGUUGGUGGUGAAGGAUGGUUUGGAAUGGGAUUUAGUCCUGAUGAUGAUGGAAUGAAAGGAGCAGAUUUUGUAAUUGGAAUUGUUUCAAAUGGAAAUAUAACUUUAAAAAAUUAUCGAGCUGCUGGUAUGGGCUAUCAUCCUCCUAUUGUUGAUGAUAAUGGUCCAGGCUUAGCAAUCAGUAAAAAUGAAAUAGUAAAUAACCUUGCUACAAUUGAAUUUGCACGACCUUUAUCACCUGGAGGAAGAAAAGGAAUUAAUAAUGGGCCUACAAAAUAUAUUUUGGCUUAUAAUCCUGGAAGUUCACAAAUUUCCUAUCAUUCAAACAAUCGUCAAUUUAUAAUUGUAGACUUUUACAAUCAUCAAAUUUCUGCAUCAGCUGUAACUAAAGCUGCAAAAUUAGCAAAGUUAAGUCAUGGAGUUGGAAUGUUUUUAACUUGGAGUGUUCUAUUCCCUAUUUCAAUUUUCAUAGUUAGAUAUUACAAACAUACCAAUAAUUAUGUUAAAAUACAUCGAUUUGCACAAUUACUUGGUGGUAUUAGCGUUGGUAGUUUUGGUGCAGCUGCUAUGACAACAAUUAGUUUAAUAUCAAUUUGGAGUCAAGCAUUUAUAGUAUCAGUUAAUCAGGGUUAUCCUAGAUUUUUAAAAAGGAUUCAUAAAUUUUUUGGUGUUUCCUUAUUAUUAUCUGCAUGGGUUAAUGUAUAUUUGGGAAUUUAUACAUUUUGUACAUCUUAUGGACAUAAUCCACUACCAUAUACGAUGUCAUAUCUUUUAUUAGUCUCAGUUACGAUAUCAGCCUUUAUAUUUGGUCAAUAUUAUUGGCGUUGGGGAACAAGAUGGAAUAUUAGGAAAUUAAAAAAAAAUCACAAAGGAGGUUUUGAGAAAGAUACAGAUGAGGAGGAAUCUAAAUCAAUACUAUUCAAUUAUAUCACUAUGGAAAAAUAUAACUCAUUACCAGAGUUUACAUGGGAUGAACUCAAUGAACGUGUUCAACUAGAUGAACCAGAUGUUCCACCACUUUCAACUGGUGCUUCAGAUUCAGUAUCACCAGUUUUAGGAAAAUAUACAAAUUUAUUACGUGAAAGAAACAAAAAAAAUAAAUUAUCUUACAAUAAAAGAUCAGUGGCAAAAAUUUUUGAUAAUGUGAAUGUUAAAUAUUUUCUAAAAUCUCCAUUAGCUGUUCAUUCGCACAGUUUAUUCGCAGCCAAAAAAUUGUCAACAUUAAUUGUGGCAAGAUUAAAAGAAAAUGACUAUAUAAAUCCAUCAUCUUCACCAAUCACACCUCAAUUUGGGCCAUUUAAUGAUGAUGGUCAAAUUUAUUCUAAUAAGGAGAGUGCAAUGAGUGAUUUAGAUAUUACGAAACAUGAAGCUGCAUUCAGAAAUGAUCAAUUGAUAGGAUAUGAGAUUCAAGUGAGAGGGCCAUUUGAUAUUGGUGAUAGAAUCAAUUUAACAUCACCAGCAUUACCUCAAUCUGCUGAUUUUAAAACUGCAUAUAGAAAAUCAGUCUUAUCAAUGCCAACAUCUCCAUCAAAUAUAUCUCAUCCAAGAACUAUAGUGGAUAUUAUUGAUGGUAUUGAAUUAGAAGAAUUGGCAAUAAAUAGUAAUAAUUUUCUGAAUAUAACCUAUUUGUUAUCACAUCCACCUGAAGGUUGGUUAGGAAUUGAAGGUAGACUUGAUCAGUUGAUAAUUGAUAAAUGGUUAAAAUCACAGAUUGGUAUGGUUAAUCACAAUAAUGAUAAUAAGGAUAAGAGCGUCCUUAUUUCUUCUAAUAAUAAUAACAAGAAACAUCAUCAUUCAAAAUCAAAUUCUUUGAAUGAUUCAUUAAGUAAUAUUGCAUCAUCAGUAAUUCAUAAAUUUUCAAAUUCAAAUUUACGCAAAUAUCCACCAGAAUCUAAUCAUAUCCCUUCUAAACUUGGUCCUAAUAGUAAAAUAUUUGUUUGUGGUCCACCUAAUAUGAUGAUUGCUGUUGAAAAAUCAUUAAAGAAUCUUGGAUAUCAUGAAAAUGAAUUUAUAUUAUUAAUUUAG
Messenger RNA from Entrophospora sp. SA101, 3804 nucleotides. The record is from the annotation of a GenBank genome assembly. Lineage: Eukaryota; Fungi; Glomeromycota; Glomeromycetes; Entrophosporales; Entrophosporaceae.